Truncatella angustata is the source of this 1037-nucleotide messenger RNA. RefSeq lists its product as uncharacterized. Bases 131 to 697 code for a protein of 188 amino acids. Lineage: Eukaryota; Fungi; Ascomycota; Sordariomycetes; Amphisphaeriales; Sporocadaceae. The transcript has a single exon. The record is from RefSeq and is a predicted model, not a curated record.
AUAGCCUUUCGAUACUCCGUACACGUCUGGCAGAUUGGCAAAACCUUCUUCUACAUUGUCUUCUUCUCGACAUCACACGAAUAUCGAAAGUGCGUGACAACAGUCUGUCGCCCUUGUCACAAAUUUCAUCAUGCCCGUUAAUCAUAAAACGGUAGAAGUAGCUAACGCUGCUACAGACUCUUUACAACUGUGUUACGGUGGCACCCAGAUCCUCCUGUCAUGGGCGUUGAUGUAUCCCACGACUGCAAGCGCAAGGUCUGGUCUUGAUUCAAAUCUUCGAAGACAUUUCGCAUCAUCGCUUGUAAACACUCAAGCUUUCAUGCCAUACGUUGCGGCCAUGGGCAAGGGAUCAUUGAAUGGACUUUUGCCUCGGCGUGUGUUCCAACCCGUAUGUGGCGGCCGUAUCUUCACUAAUAUGCUUCAACUAAGACGCGCGCACGCAAUUGAUUAUUUGUGGGAUUAUCUCAUCUACCUCUUCCUGCUCGCUAAAGAGCCUGGAGAUGUAAAACAAGCUUAUCAGCUAUUGGAGGCACUCCAAGCGUCGUUGCAGGAGCUCGAAUGUGUUGGAAAUUGCAAAGUGAAAUUGCUGUUGAAGCCAGUUAGCUUUAGGGUCAGCUCCUUCUCACCAAGGCCGAGGCCGUCAUGCGCCAGAAGUGUACGUCUCAUCCAGCGUAGCAGAUAUAAUGUGUCACUUUAGUACUCGAUUGCCGCCUGUUCGACAGAUCUUUCAUGAGGCGAGAUGGAGCCACCAAAUUCUAUGCGCUAUUCUUACGGAAGCUGGGUUAGUAACCUAGGAUAAUAUGAGACAGGAUGGGUAAUUACAGGGAAGCCAGUAAGAAACCAAUGAAUCUCUAUAGCGAUAGCUUAACAAGCCAUGUGAAAGCAUUGCCUGUUAUUGUUAGGUCCGUAAGAGCUUCUUCAGUGGUAUUGUGGCCUGUUUUCAGCCGAGGCCCCACUGGCAGCUCGCUCUGGGACCCUGCUGCCGUCCGCCACGCCCCCUUACAGCCAUCCCAAGCUGCCAAUUCGCCACGCGUCGG